AUGCACAAUGGACAAUAUGUCUUUGCUCAUGAGCCAGUAAGAAUUCUCUGCUUUGAAUAUUUGCAUGGUGGAAACCUCGAGAGUUACCUUUCUGAUGAGGAGCCAUGCAGUCCUGAUUGGCAGACAUGUUAUAAAAUAGUUAAGGGACUGUGUGAAGGUUUAAAUUAUCUUCAUAACGGGCAUAUUUACCAUCUAGACAUCAAGCCCACAAAUAUAUUGCUGGACACCAACAUGAUGUCGAAAAUUGGAGAUUUUGGUAUAUCAAGAAUCUUUCCUUCAACACAAACCAUUACCACGGCAACAAUGAUGGGGACAAUGGGAUACAUACCACCAGAAUUUAUCAAAAAACAAGAAAUCUCACCAAAAUAUGACGUGUUCAGUUUGGGUGUCAUAAUAAUAAAUAUAAUGGCAGGACGCCAGAGCUAUUAUGAUUGUGGAAUUGUUCCUUCUGAAAUGAUCAUUGAGCAUGUAUGUGAUAAAUGGCAAAGAAGGCUACAUUCAACAAUGUCGCCACAAACAUGGCAAGAAGUAAUCGAGACUUGCAUCAGAAUAGCAUUCAGAUGUGUGGAAGAUGACCGACAGAAAAGACCCCUUAUAAGAGAGAUUGUUGAUGAACUCAACAGGAUUGAUAUUAAAACAAUGUCACUUACAUACGAGGUAUUGAAAAUUUUGUGA
Molecule: messenger RNA, 675 nt
Organism: Triticum turgidum subsp. durum (durum wheat)
Lineage: Eukaryota; Viridiplantae; Streptophyta; Magnoliopsida; Poales; Poaceae
Source: the annotation of a GenBank genome assembly